AUCCUGCGCUCCUCCUCCUUGUCUCGUACCACCAUCGUCGACGUGUGCGCGUCCCCCUACUUCUCCCCCUCGCGUCACCCAAAUCCACGUCACCCCGAUACAUGACGCUCAAGAAGCGCGCAGGGCGCUCGAAGGCGCAAGAGGACCAAGACGCGACAUCGUCCGCGGUCCACGAUCCUGCUACACCAUCCUCAGCUCCUACGCAUUUGGACGUGCCAGAUCCCAACCUCUCGCCAGAUAUCUCAGAUCCCUCGCCCUCCGAAGAUACAGACGAUCCGAAAUUGAAGAAGCUCAAGCACGAGGUGCGCUCGCUGAAGCACCAUCACAAGGAGAAGCACGGCCCUCGUCCCUGGUACCAGACGAAGCGCGUAUGGUUCCCCUUCGGCAUCCUCGUCGGCAUCGGCAUCGCCUCCAUGUUCGUCACCGAGACCCACAUCGAGGAGAUGCAGGCCUCCCUCCAGGUCCUCCUCGACGAGUACGGCGUCCUGCCCGAUCUCCCGGAGCUGAACUUCACGACGGUCCAGCUCGAGUUCGCCCGCCUGCGCGACAGCAUCCCCGAGGUCUGGAAGCUCAACACGGACGGGCGCGAGUUCAAGGUCGGCGAGGAGGCGAAGGCGCGCGGGUUGAAUGCUCAGCACCCGGUUGUUCUCAUUCCAGGCGUGAUCUCGACGGGUCUCGAAUCCUGGUCCACUGCGCCCGAGUACCGCCCCUUCUUCCGCGAAAAGGUUUGGGGCGGGUUCUCCAUGAUUUCGCAAGUCACCUUCAACCGCGAGCGCUGGAUGUCCGCUCUGCUCCUUGACCCCGUCACUGGCAUCGACCCGCCGGACGUGAAGGUGCGCGCGGCAGAGGGGAUCAACGCGGCGAGCAGCUUUAUACAGGGGUAUUGGUUGUGGUCGAAAAUCGUCGAAAACCUCGCCGUCGUGAACUACGACACGAACAACCUCUACAUGGCCGCGUACGACUGGCGGCUCUCGUUUUACAACCUGGAGGAGAGGGACGGGUACUUUUCGCGGCUGAAGUUGAUGGUGGAGGGGUUGAAACAACGCCAAGGGAAGAAGGUGGUUCUCGCGGCUCACUCGAUGGGUGCGAAUGUGCCCGUCGUUCGUGCUCACGUGUCGCCCCACAGCAUGAAAUGGGUCGAAUCCCCUGAGCAUGGUGGCGGUGGGCCGGAUUGGGUUGAGAACCACAUCGACUCGUACAUCUCCAUCGCGGGGACGCAUUUGGGCGUGGCGAAAGCCAUGGCCGCCUUGCUGUCGGGCGAGAUGAAGGACACGGUGCAGAUGAACCCGGCCGGAGCGUAUGUCCUCGAGCGCUUCUUCUCGCGCAAGGAGCGGCAGCAGCUGUUCCGCAGCUGGGCGGGGAGCGCGAGUAUGUGGUUGAAGGGCGGCGACGCAGUGUGGGGCGACGGCCUCAGCGCACCCGACGACACGCCGGAAAUGACGAGCAGCUUCGGGCAUCUGCUUGCCUUCCGUCAAGUAGAUCAGGAUCAGGAGAAUACGACGGCCGAAGAUGGCAUCCAACUCGCGACGUCGCCUGAGGAGAUCCGCAACAUGACCUCGGAGGAGGCGGGGACGUGGAUCCUGCAGCACACGCCGUCGACGUUCCAGAAAAUGAUGGAGACCAACUUCUCGCAAGCCAUGGAGCGCGACGAGGCGCAGCUGAUUCGCAACAACGCGGACCACCGCAAGUGGAGCAACCCGCUCGAGGUGCAGCUCCCGCGCGCCCCGUCGAUGAAAAUCUACUGCGUGUAUGGGCACGGGAAGGAGACGGAGCGGUCGUAUUGGUACGCCCGCGGCAGCUACGAGCACGACGACAACGCGGCGGACAGCGCGUCCCCGCGGUGCGUCGACCCGGAGGACGAGGAGUGCCAGACACCGCGGACGCCCCUAGACCUGCCGCUGCGGAUGUCGAGCUACAUCGACGCGGAGUACUCCGAUUUGGAGGGGAGCCCGGUCAUCCGCAACGGCGUCAAGAUGGGCGAGGGCGACGGCACCGUGAGCUUGCUCAGCCUCGGCGCGAUGUGCGUCGAGGGGUGGAAGCGGCCGAGGUGGAAUCCGGCGGGGAUCAAUGUUACGACUGUCGAGCUCCCCCACCUCCCCGUGCCCACCAUCCCGCGCGGCGGCGCGAACACAAGCGACCACGUCGAUAUCCUCGGCUCGACCGCGCUCAACGAGAUCAUCGUCAAGGUCGCGACCGGCGUCGGGCACGAGGUGCAGGAGAACUUCGUGUCGAAUAUCCGGGAGUAUGCGAAGCGGGUAAAGUGGGAUGGGUAGGAUGUGUGCUGGGGCAGUGUGUAUGUAGAGACAAGAGUGAUGGGUCCGGUGGAAUAGGAUGCGGGAUGACGAGGAGUCAUUUGAGACCUUAUCUCUUUGCUUGUGCUGGACAGAUAUGACGAACAUGUUAUUGUGGACAUACUACUCAUAAUGAUAGACUACUGUAUGGUUGUGAUGUCCCAUGCCUGUUAAUUGUGGUAGUCAAACUGAUUGGAGUCCGUACACUAUUUGAGCUGAA
Molecule: messenger RNA, 2511 nt
Organism: Schizophyllum commune H4-8
Lineage: Eukaryota; Fungi; Basidiomycota; Agaricomycetes; Agaricales; Schizophyllaceae
Product: LACT-domain-containing protein
Exons: 14
Coding region: 102-2273 (723 amino acids)
Biological process (GO): triglyceride biosynthetic process; lipid storage
Cellular component (GO): perinuclear endoplasmic reticulum; cytoplasm
Molecular function (GO): phospholipid:diacylglycerol acyltransferase activity
Source: RefSeq, a predicted model, not a curated record